Impatiens glandulifera is the source of this 1205-nucleotide messenger RNA. Its product is annotated as nuclear envelope-associated protein 2-like. The transcript has 6 exons. The coding region runs from base 244 to 1161 and encodes 305 amino acids. NCBI's taxonomy places the organism in Eukaryota, Viridiplantae, Streptophyta, Magnoliopsida, Ericales, Balsaminaceae. The record is from RefSeq and is a predicted model, not a curated record.
GUUCAUCUUAUACACACGCAUUCAAUCGAAACUCCGAUUUCAUCUAUGGUUUAUUCUUUGAUGGCAGAGUCAUUUCUCGUAACAAUUCAGCAAGAUCUUCUCAUUCUUCUUUAAUGUAGCGCACAAAUUAGUAUGGUAUUGAAUGCCGGAAGACAAGGAGUCGAUUUAUGUAUGAAUUGCAAUACGACCUCAGAACUGGAUUCAAUUUGAGGUAGAAGAAGGGCCUUAGUUUAAUUGAAUGCUAUGUUGAGAGAUAUUGAUCCGUUGCUGAAAGAUCUAAGCGAGAAGAAGCAGAAUUUCCGAAAGAAUGUGGUGUCGCUUGCGGAGGAGCUUAAAGAUGUUCGCAUUCGUCUUGCUUCAAGUGAGCAAUCGUUUGCUCGCGAAAUCGUAUUGAAACAGGAGGCAGAGAUUAAAGCCAAACAGAUGGAAGAGAAGAAGACUGAAUUGCUCAACUGCUUAGAGGCGAAAAAUGGGCAGCUUAAAGCAUCAGAUUGUAUGUCUGAAAAGCUUGUGAAGGAGUUGGAUGAUCUAAGAUCACAGCUUUCAGCAACCACAAUAUCUGCAGAUGCAAGUGCUGCUUUAGCGCAUUCUGCACAGCUUCAAUGCUCCACGUUGCUUAUAGAUUGGGAUCAGAAGAAUAAUUCAAUAAGAGAGCAGGAGAUUCAUGUAAACAGGAUAAGUGAGCAAUUAGAUCUUCUGCAGAAAGAUCUCUGUUUAAGGGAAUCUAUGCAAAUCAAACUUAAGGACAAUGUGUUAGAUGAGGUUUCUCCAAAUAGUUAUGAGAAGAUUAAUAAGCUUCUUAUCUUCAAAGAAGAAGAGAUGACCAAAUUGAGAGAUGAAAUAAGGAUCAUGUCUGCCCAUUGGAAACUGAAAAUCAAAGACCUCGAGUCUCAGUUGGAAAAGCAUAGGAGAACUGAUCGAGAAUUGAAAAAGAAGGUAUUGAAGUUGGAAUUCUGUCUUCAGGAAGCGCGUUCUCAGACACGAAAGCUCCAAAGGAUGGGAGAACGGAGGGACACAUUGAUUAAAGAACUUCAGAACCAAUUCACAAAUAAGCAAAAUUUUGGAAACGAGAAGAACAAUAAUAAUAUAUGGGAAACCUCUGGUUUCAAGAUUGUGGUUUCGAUGUCGAUGUUGGUCUUGGUGUUGUUUUCAAAGAGGUAAAACUGUACUACUUCUAAUGGGCUAAUGCAUUAGGUUAGGGGAAC